Messenger RNA from Thrips palmi, 1705 nucleotides. Its product is annotated as torsin-1A-like. NCBI's taxonomy places the organism in Eukaryota, Metazoa, Arthropoda, Insecta, Thysanoptera, Thripidae. The transcript is spliced from 7 exons. The coding region runs from base 177 to 1214 and encodes 345 amino acids. Gene Ontology annotation, biological process: cellular response to misfolded protein. Gene Ontology annotation, molecular function: ATP binding; ATP hydrolysis activity. The record is from RefSeq and is a predicted model, not a curated record.
UUGUUGAGUUCCUAUUGAAAUAUAAACAAAUUAUAAGGAAUCAAGGGGGCACUGCCCGGUAGUUGGUGGCGCGCGCUGUCUGCUAUUCCAGCUGCGAAACCAAACCCAACUUGGAUUUUGCAUCAUGUUUUAAUUUGGUGCAAGAAACGUAGCUAACUCUGCAUAGUUCAAGAAAAAUGAAAGCAUCUAUUUCUGUUUGGUUCUUAGUGGCAUGUAAUGUGGGUGUCUCAUAUGCUAUAGAACCUGUUACAGUUACUGCUGGUAUUGUUGCUGCGGUUUCAGCUCUUUGGGGCUAUGCCGAUAAAACGCAUUGCAGAGUAAUGGAAUGUUGUGAUCUACAUUCAAUCAGCACUAAUGCAAAAAAUAUAUCUGUUUUAGAAGAUGUACUCAGGAGAAAUGUGUACGGGCAACAUCUAAUGCAAGAUAUUGUUUUGAGAGCAUUGAGGGGGCACAUGUUAGCCUCAGAUCCAAAGAAAGCCCUAGUGUUGAGUUUUCAUGGUACACCUGGUUGUGGAAAGUCUUAUGUUAGUGAUUUCAUAGCUCAAUCCUUGUAUGUAAGGGGCAUGAAAAGCCAAUAUGUAAAAAAGUUUGUUGCUGGUACAGACUUUCCUGAUGCCUCAAGAGGAGCUGUAUAUAAAUUAAAAAUUUCUAAAGAAAUCCAGAAAACUGUCGAGAAGUGUGAAAGAUCACUUUUUAUAUUUGAAGAUGUCCAAAAGAUGCCUCCAAGUGUUUUAGAUGCUGUUGUUCCCUUCAUUGAUUAUCACACAGACAUAGAUGGAGUUGAUUAUAGGAAGUCUAUCUUUUUGUUCCUUUCAAACACAGGCGCUUCUUACAUCAACCAAAAAACCCUAGAACUAUGGAGUAAAGGAACACAACGUGAAGACAUAAUCAAACUUCACGAUUUUGAGACUAUGAUAAGACAAGGAGCAUUCAAUGAAGAAGGUGGUCUUUUCAAAAGUGAGACAAUAACAACAAGUCUCAUUGACCACUACAUACCAUUUCUCCCACUGGAAGAGAAGCAUGUCCGAAAAUGCAUACAUGAUGAAUUUUUAAAGUUGGGUUACCCCACUUCGCCCCCAGGUGCAGCAGAGUUGAUAUUGGAAGAAAUGACAUUUAUGCCUGAUGAUGUACAUUUGUACUCUGUAACAGGAUGCAAGAGAGUUUCAGCUAAAGUUACAGCUUACCAUUAUGGUAAAAAAUUCACAUCCUUUUAAGAUGUAUGAUGUACAGUUUUGAAAUUUGUGAUGAGCAGUUUCAUUACCUACAUAUUUGUACUGUACUCUUUUGUUUAAGCAUCACAAUUUAUUUCUUUUGUACUUAUGUAUUAGGAAACUUUGAUUUAGAUUUUGCUUUCUUUGUAUGUGAUGUAUUGAGACAUGAUUUAAUGAAAUUUUAUUUGCCAAUUUAUGUUUGGGGUUCCUUGUCAGAAUGCCAAUAUUUGAUUUUACUUGCCACUACAUGACAAUUUUACAUUCUCAACCUUUAUUUUUUGCUUUCAAUCAAAUUUGUGUUGCUUACAUGUCUUUAUACAUCAUCUUUUCCGAUGAACAGAUCUGUGAUUUUAUGUUAUGGAAAGGCUCUUCUGUAUAAAUUAUUUUACAAAUUAAUUAAUGGAUGAAUUAUAUUAUUAUUAUGGUAGUAACCAACAAUAUUGUUAUAGACACAAGACCUGUAUGAUUAAAUGUCUGAAACCAUAGACAGUAAA